Molecule: messenger RNA, 1002 nt
Organism: Coprinopsis cinerea okayama7#130
Lineage: Eukaryota; Fungi; Basidiomycota; Agaricomycetes; Agaricales; Psathyrellaceae
Product: elongation factor ts
Exons: 1
Coding region: 1-1002 (333 amino acids)
Biological process (GO): mitochondrial translational elongation
Cellular component (GO): mitochondrial matrix
Molecular function (GO): translation elongation factor activity; protein binding
Source: RefSeq, a predicted model, not a curated record
AUGUUGCGAACUCUCCGACCCACGCUGCCCUCGCGGUGCCUGCGCCUCUACUCGACUGCACCGGAGAAACCUUCCUUGAAGCUCGUCGCUGAGCUCAGGAAGCGCACCGAAGUCUCCAUCGUCAAAGCCCGAGAAGCACUCAGCGCGUCGAACAACGACAUCGAAGCAGCUCUCCAAUGGCUGGCAAAAGACCUCGAAACCACCGGCGCCAAAAAGGCCGCUAAAGUAGGAGGCAGAACCACCAACGAAGGCCUCGUCAGUGUCUCCAUCCUCUCCAACUUCACCGCUUCCGGGCUACAGCGUGGAAUUCGGGCAGCCAUGAUUGAGCUCAACUGCGAGACGGAUUUCGUCGGGAGGAACGAGCUGUUCGGGAGGUUGGCGGGCGAUAUCGCCCAUACGGCUGCUGUGGUUGCAGAGCCAGGUGCAUCGGUCUUCCAGAACCUUUCGCUAGAGUUCUUGCAAGAGGCCCCGCUCGUGUCGCGGUCAGACCCGACUUCAGCCCCUUCGGGAACGGUUGCAACCACGAUUCGCGACACCAUUGCCAAGGUCGGAGAAAACAUCACCCUCAGGAGAGCACUCGUCGUCGCCGCAGAGCCACCAGCCGCAGACGCAGCUCAGGCACUUCGACUCGGCCAAUACGUUCACGGCACUAUUCACCAACCAACGGAAGGACGAAUCGGAACCCUGGCACUGUUGGGUCUGAAAUAUCCCUCACCAAAGGGUUUCACCCAAGAAACCACUGAAAAAUUGGCAUCCCUCGAACGAGCACUUGCUCGCCAGAUCGUCGGAUUCCCCACUCAGUCCAUAAAGGGCAGCGAAGAGACGGCCCUCUACAGCCAGCCUUUCAUGAUGCUUCCAGGAGAGCUCAACAGUCGACCAGUUGGUGAAGCUCUGCAGGCUUGGUCUGUCCAGCAGGGAAUUGUAGGCAGUGAAGGUGACGCUGGUGCGGUCGAAGUUUUGGAGUUUGCUAAAUGGUCUGUUGGAGAACCACUAGAAUCAUAG